Molecule: messenger RNA, 3753 nt
Organism: Sordaria macrospora k-hell
Lineage: Eukaryota; Fungi; Ascomycota; Sordariomycetes; Sordariales; Sordariaceae
Source: RefSeq, a predicted model, not a curated record
AUGGGGCAUAGACAAACCCCCUACACACAAGCAGUCAUGAAGCUGGCCUUCACGCUAGCGGCCUCCGCCUUCCUGGCGACGGUCCCCAUCACAGCCUCCCCCAUCAUCCCCAACACCUUCCCCAACACCGCGAUCAUCAAGCAGGACACCGCCAUCGUUAGUCCCGCAACCGUCUCCGACACCAUCCAUCCCACCACUACGACUGUUAGUCUUCGAUCUGAAGAGUCGAAGGCUGCUGACGAGUCCGAUUAUUUCACAUCAGACUCUGAAGACGAUGGCCGUCAAGAGUAUGUCUAUGUCUCUCGCGAGGAUAUCACCGCCGAAAAUUACUCUGGCGAGCAUGGGGAUACCCUCGACGAUAAUGUCGAGUCUCAUGUGAACUCUUUCAACCGCCGUGGCUCCCACACCGCUGAGUACUGGAAGUCUCGUCUUCCUUCUACUUCCCACAACCGCCGCGGUUCGCACGGCGUUGAGUACUGGAAGUCUCGUCUUCCUCCUACUUACUGGAACCAACGCCCCCCAGCCAGUUUGCCCAAACGCCGCAUCCCUAUGCCUGAAGAAUUGAGUCAAGAUGACAAGGACAAGGCAAUUUCCGACUUCCACUCCGUCACCAGUCCCAUGGUCAAGCGCAAUUACGGCGACGCGAGGGACAAGUACGAGUGUCCUUGUAUGCUUAAUGGUAAAUACAAGCCGCAAAUGGUAGCUUGUGCGGACAAGUAUCAUUGUCAGGAUGAAUCAAAGUUCGUAUGCAUAAGCUACAAGGGUGUUGCUGUGGGGUUUACUGUGGACGAGGGCGUGAAGCCGACCAAGAAAGCCAGUGGCAAGAAGCGAGAGCUUGGCUCCACGUCCACCUCAACAUCUAUUAAUGAUGAUCCAAAGGGAGAGUUCAUCUGGGGCGAGGAUGAGGAGAAGCCAAUCAAGAACAGCAAGCGAAGUCUUGACAACGACCUUCGACAACGCACCCCCGGCCACCGAGGCAUCAAAUGCACUAAGGUAAAUGAAUUCCCAUACUGCGAUAACACCCGCAACAUGACCCUAGCGACAUGCCACUGCGCCAUGUACCAAUGGAAUGACACGACGAAAUCCCACAAUAUCGUGAUCAUAGGGCCGGCGGAGAAGGAUGAUUCCGACGCCCCCAAGCACAAGCGAGACCUGCCUGACAGCAGCAAGAAGCGCAGCAGCAUCGAUGACAUCAACUCCUUUGACUCUGGCUCGUGUGGCUCAUACCUGCCCACAGACAUUGAUGACCACAAUAGCAUGGCCAUCAAGAAUGAGAAGCGCUAUCGCGUUCCUCUCAUGAGCAGACAUCCUCAAGCAAAGGUCGCCCGCGCAGAAGACUACGGCUAUAUGUGCGCCAACACCGCUGCCCAGAUGCGGUGCAAAAAUAAUAACGGAGUUAUCGAGUGUGACUGUUACCCACCGAUGGAAACAGCGAUCCAGGAUGAGAAAUCCCCGAGCGGUUGGCGCUGCCAAAAGAGUAAAAAGACCGAUGUACCGGUUUCUUGUUAUUCUGCUGUGAAGACCCGCGUCAAUCAGGAUUGUUUCUGUAUGCCGCCAGCAGAAAAGGCGAUUAAGAAGCCCAAUACGAAGCGCGACGUUUCCGCAGGGGAAGUUGUUGAGGGGCGAGGCUUGAUCCCUCUCAGUGAACUCAGCGGACGAGGUCUUGUCGCCCGCAAAUUGGCUUCGCAGUACUACUGCACCAACCCCAGAGCAAAGAUCAUGUGCGAGGGUUAUAAACAUGCUGAAUGCUGGUGUUUCAACGAAGAGCGGAAGGUGAACGAGAAUGGAACAUCGAUGGCGACGAUGGUGAAAGGAGAUAAGGCUUUUGUGGACUCCGACUCCAACUCAAACGACGUGGGCGGCAAGGGCGGCGAGGGCAGCGGGUACAAUAACAAGGAAGACGACAAGAAGCCGGCGGACAAGAGAGAUGUCACCUCCGAAUCUGAUUCAGAUUCUGUGGUGUCUGAGCCCAAAUUUGAGACCAAGUCCAAGAGGGACCUCCUCCAGUUUGACAUCUUCGUGACGCUGCCCGGGGAUGUAGUCAAGGCUCUCACCGGCUCAAAGAAGAGAGAUUUUCCGGUCAAGGGGGAGAUGGAGGGGGAGGAGCACCUGCUUGAGGGGAGCAUGCUUGAAGGGGACGUCACCAGUCAAGAGCAUGAGUUCAUUGCUCGCAAAAACAACGGGUACGGCACCCGAGAAGUCGAAUGCAAGGAGACGGGUGACGUCGCCGGCUUUUGUCUCGUCAGCGGCUACUGCUACUGCCUCCAGUGCCGGGGGUUCCCGGACAACUGCGACUUUGUGCAGAGGAAGGGCGUCGGCGACGGCAAGCGCGGCCUGGCCUCCCCGACCGAAAACAACCUCCUUGAAGACCGCGACUUCACCAGUGACAGGAACACCAACCCAGGCCAAAUACCGCCAUAUAUCUUGAGGAUUACCAGCCAGGUCAAAAAGAACAACCGACCCGUCACGUUUAUCUGCCAAGCCGCGAACGGCGGGUUCUGCAUUGAGGACGGCUGCUAUUGUGUGAAAUGCCAAAUUGGUCUGAACGGUUGCAGUUUCAAAAGACUCGGAUCGCGCAGCGCAAAGAGGGCUGCGGCCGAUGGAGGUGGGACGGGUCUUGAUGAGCUGUUGACCAUCGACGACGAGGCGGGUGGAGGGGAAUACUAUCAGAAAAAGAGUUUGGUCAACGAGAAGGAGAAACGUGGUGGGGUUUCAGGCGUCCACAGAACCAGUCCGUUUGGCCGCCCCGUUACGGUCGGUCGCCGGAGCGCCAUGCCACUAGCCAUGCCCAUGCCCGAUAACCAAGCGAUUCUGGAUAAAAGGGGCAAGGGCUUCGACUGCCCUGGCGAGUCCCUCGGGGCCUUCUGCUUUGCCGACGACGAGUGUUUCUGUCUAAAGUGCAAGAAGUUCCCCAAGGACGGCUGCUCUUUUGUGCAAAGAAAGUUCUUCAGGAAUACCAAGACCAAGCGGGAUUUGGAUUUUGGUGUUACGGCCUCUUCCUCAUUAGGGGAAGAUGGUGGUACUAGCAAGCGGGAAGUCGUCGUCGACGCUGACGUCGUCGUCGUCGUACCGCCAACGAUGACUCGUACUAUCACGCCCACCUCUUCCGUUCUGUCAAACACAUCCGUUCCACUUGCCUCCUCCGCAACUGCAACCGCUACCUUCACGGCCAACGCCGACGACGUCGCCAACCGCAACCACUCCAGGCCCGGCCACGGCCUCAAAUCCGAAGUAAACAUCUUUGCCCGCGGCAGGCGCGCCGACGGCUACAAGCCACAGUGCGUGCGGGAAAAUAUGACGGGCCAAGAAGGAGGAAAUGGAGGGGCGGGACAGACGUCGGUGCAGGCGGUGGAUAAGCUGAAACUGAAAGCUCGUGAUCAAGCAAAUAACGCUGGGUCUGCUUGCAGUCCUGUGGGAGGGUGGAAUUGCAUUGAUGGAAAGUCGUACCAGCAGUGUACCCCCGGCGGCAUUUGGACGGCGGCUAUGCCCAUGGCGGCUGGUACUACUUGCACCCUAGGGCAGACCACUAUGCUUAAUGUCACGGCUACGGCUGCGGGAAGCAAGAUGAGGCGUCUUACUAGUAGUGUACAUGUAGCUCGUGAGGAGCCGGAGGUUGUGGCAGUGCCGCAGAAGGGGGACAGCAUGGCUAGUAGGAGCUUGGAGGAAGAGAAGGAUGGGCAGGAAGGGCAGGAUGAGGGGACGCAUCGGGUUGCUAUCCCUGGAGCUGGAGAGAUUGAUGUUGAGGCGGAGUGA